Chironomus riparius is the source of this 2453-nucleotide messenger RNA. Lineage: Eukaryota; Metazoa; Arthropoda; Insecta; Diptera; Chironomidae. The record is from the annotation of a GenBank genome assembly.
CUUGCUGUGUGCACUUAAACAAAUAGUUACGUUGUGAUUUUUUCAUUUUAUUCUUAAUUUAUCAAAUUUUAAAUUGUUUUAUAUAAAAAAAAUUAAAUUGUUGUGUUUUGAUUUUAAUGAAGUAAAAGUGAAAUUACCGGAAAAUCGCCAAUUCAUUAUUGUGCGUCAAUUGAAUAAAAUGAAAAGAACUGGACUUUAGAAAAUAUAUAUUUUUAGACAUUUUUCCUCGUAUUUAUAAUCCAAUCCAAACAUUUCAUUUUACUGAUCAGACAAUGGAUUUUGACAAUAUCUUGGAUGAAAUCGGUGAAUUUGGGAAGUUUCAAUUGAAAAAUUACAUUCUCGUAUGCCUCCCAGUAUUUUAUGCAGCAGCAAAUUCAUUAUCUUAUGUAUUUACGUCGCGUGCUCCAAAUUACAGAUGCUCCGUACCACAGUGUGAAAAUUCUGAUGACACAUACUACAAUCAAGAGUGGAUAAAAGAUGUAUUGCCUGGAUCAGUUUCAGAUACGACGGGAAAAUUCAUUCCAGAACAAUGUUUUCAAUAUGGCUUAAAAGAUAAUAUCAAUGAGACUCUACCGUCAGAAAAUAACACUUGCCUCGGGUUAUGGUUUGAUAGUGAAGUAAAAACGCGAUGUAAUGAAUGGAUUUUUGAUGAACAUGAGACGACAAUUGUUAAUGAUUGGCCCAAUUUUUUGACUUGUUCGGAAAAUCAAUGGAAAUUAGCUUUGGUCGGAUCAGUUCAUUUCUUUGGCAUCAUGAUGGGAUCUGGAGUUUUUGGUGUUAUAGCUGAUUCGUAUGGACGGAAGAAGGUUUUUAUUGUGGCUAUAGUUUUCAUGUCAAUAACUGGAGUGGGUCAGGGACUCUCAAACUCCUACAUGAUGUUUAUAAUUUUUGCAUUCCUUAAUGCUGUUGGAACGUCUGGAGUAUAUCCACUAGCUUUUGUGUUGGGUGUGGAAAUGGUUGGAAAGAAUAAGCGCGAAAUGUCAGGUGUUGUGCUGAAUUAUUUCUAUUCAUUUGGUGAAGCUCUAGUUGGGAUUAUCGCAUGGAUUGAUAAUGACUGGAGAAAUCUACAAUUUUGGGUGUCAAUUCCACCUAUUCUAUUCAUAUUCUAUUAUUGGUUAAUACCUGAAUCAGCACGAUGGCUUCUUGCUAAACAAAGAAAUCGCAAAGCUUUCAAAAUCAUCAAAAAAGCUGCUGCGGACAACAAUAAAGAAAUUUCACAAAGCAUUCUUGACAGAUUCAAUCCAAAUAACUCAAAUGACGACGAACGUGAAAAGAAUUUAUGUGACGACGCAACAAAUGUUGAUGAAGAAGGUGUUAAGGUUUACUUAAAGCUGAUUAAGUCUAGAGUGCUUUUAAUUCGCUGCCUUAUUUUGUUCUUCGUAUGGGGUACAAAUGCUUUUGUAUAUUAUGGGCUAUCGUUAAACUCUGUGAAUUUAAGUGGCAAUAUUUAUCUAAACUUCAUACUUGGAUGCCUAAUUGAAAUCCCCGGGAACACUAUAGCGUGGAUAAUCAUGAAUAAAAUUGGAAGAAAAUAUUCAUUAGUAGCAUCAUUUCUUUUAUGUGGAGUAACCUGCACGGCAAGUGCUUUUGUGCCUGAAAAAAUAUUUGGAAUUCAAAUUUUCCUGUUUCUUGUUGGCAAAAUGGCAAUCACGUCAUCAUUUGCCAUCGUCUUCGUCUAUUCAGCGGAGGUAAUGCCAACCGUCAUUAGAAGUGGAGGUGUCGGAGCUUUUUCAACAUUUUCAAGAUUAGGAGCACUUUUGGCACCAUUUGUUCCAUUACUUAAAUUUAUUUUUGACUUCUUGCCACUUUUAAUUUUUGGAGUUUUUGCAUUCGUUGCUGGCAUUUUAUCGAUAUCACUGCCUGAAACUCUUGGCAAAAAGCUGCCAGAUUCUUUUGAGGAAGCUGAGAAUAUCUAAUAGGAAAUGGAACUAGAUACACUGCUUUAUUUUAUCCUUUUUCUAUUCAAGGAAAUGAGAUUUCAAUUUCUUAUUGAUUAAACUAGAAAAGUAUUCAUUUCAUGAAUCACAUUGUAGCUCUAAGGUGACUUUAUACAUAGGUUGUAAAAUGAUCUUUUAUUGUAUUGAUAUAAAAUGGAACUAAAGGUUGCAAAGAGGAAGCAAAUCAGUGACAAAAUGAUGGAAAUUUCAUUGAAUUUCUAUUAAAUUUGUCAUUUAAAUGAGCUGGCUUAGCAAUCUAUUGGUUUCAGGACCAAUUUGUUUAGAUUAGAUAAUACUUGAUUUAGAUAAUGACUUGUUAUCUUUACAAGUAUAGAUUAUUAUGUAUUAAAAAGUAUUUUUUUUUGUUCAAAUACAAAUGUUUAAUAUCUUGAUUUUGUAGAUCGAAUUUAAAAGCAUGAUAUUAAUUUUUCGGUUCUGCUAAUAAUCUGCAUGUACUUAAUAUGUAAAUAUAAUCAUUAAGAACUGUUAAUAAAGUUGUUAAGUUUUUACUAGGCG